AUCGGUGCAUUUCUUCAUAACAUCAUAUCGUAAACCAAGUUCGACAAGGAAAGUUGAUUAAUACGUUUUAAUCUAUUUUAUUCGGUUUAUUCGUAUUACAUCUACAGUGUGCUUUUGUACUCGAUUCGUGUUUUUCAAAAUGUGUUUCUAAAAUUUAAACGCGUUCACGUGUUUCAAGAUGAUUUUAUAUUUGAAUUUUACCAAGAAAUCCGAAAUAUUUUGCGAUUUUAUCAAGCGUUUCAAGUCGAAGUCGUCGAAGUUGUAGUUGAGAUUCUACCACGAAAUAAUGUAAUGAGUAUUUAACGUAUAUUGGGAUCAACACAAGCAGUACGACGAAUAUUCAAUCAGCUCGUUAAAUUCGAAUUUUAUUACCUACGCAACUACCAUACCGAUUCGAUCGUCGUGUAUUUACCUACCUACCUACAAUUGUACCGCAUAACUCGUCAUAUUUGAAUAGUUGCACCAAUCAUCACGAUGACUGAUAUGAAAAAUGCACCAGCGACCAAAUGCGAAGCGAAGACUUUCAUCGCCGAGUACAAAUUGUACAAGAUUAGAUGGCUAAUUUUGAGCAUUUUCAUCCUGUAUACGUUCUCGAAUUCGUUCCAAUGGGGUCAAUACGUGAUAAUUAACAACGUCGUAGUAAAAUACUAUGAUAUCGAACCCAGCGCCGUUGAUUGGACGAUGACCGUUUACAUGGUGGCCUAUCUACCUUUGGUGUUUCCAGCUUUAUGGCUAUUGGAAAAAAUAGGUAUCAGAAAAAGCAUGGUGCUGACGAGCGCUGGUCUAUGUCUAGGAUCAUGGAUCAAGCUAUACGCAUCAUUUGCCCAGGAUAGAUUUGCUUUCGCAUUAUUUGGUCAAUCGGUUGGAGCUGUAUCUCAAGUAUUAGCCUUUGGUCUGGCUGCCAGAGUGACCGGUGUAUGGUUCGGUCCUAAUGAGGUGUCUUUUGCUUGUUCCUUGGCUGUUUUUGGUGAUCAGUUUGGAUCUGCUGUGGGAUUCUAUCUUCCGGCGUUAUUAGUAGAGAAUACUACAAUCCCUCGUAUUCGUAGUAGAUUAAUUUUACUCAACGCUAUCAUAGCUGGAACUGCAUCUCUCAUUAUGUUAUCAGUAUUAGUAUACUUUAAAGAACGACCUAAGACUCCACCAAGUGCUGCUGACGCCAUGCAACAAAAAGCUAGCGAACAAAGUAACAUCAUCAACGAUCUAAGGAUCCUGUUCCGAAAAAAAGGAUUCAUUUUAAUGAUGAUUGCAUAUGGAAUAAAUAACGGCGCUUUCAAUACGUUCAUGACAUUGUUCAAUUCGAGAUUCUUGAUUUAUUUUCCGGGCCAAGAGUACCACGUGGGUAGUCUCGGAUUCCUCAUCAUGCUCAGUGGUAUCGUUGGGUCAGUUACGGCAGGAUAUUACUUAGACAGAAGCCAUAAGUACAAAGAAACAACUUUGGGAAUUUACUUCAUGGCUAUCGUUUCCAUGAUCUCGUUCAUUUUCACACUUCGAUCGGGUAGCUUGGCCCUCGUUUACGUUUCGUGUAUUUUAAUUGGAUUUUCUCAAAUUGGUUACUACUGUGUAGCUGUACAGCUGGGAAUAGAAAUCACAUAUCCAGUUUCCGAAUGCAUAUCAUCUUCGUGCCUGCUUCUGGCAUCACACGUUUGUGGAAUAAUAUUCACAAAUGCAUUCAGAUACAUGACGGACGCGAAUUUUUCUGAUAUUAAUGUCACUUCAACGAUGGCUGGUGUACUGCUAAUAGGUUCCUUGAUUAACGCUUUGGUACCGUCGAAAUUAAGAAGACAAAAUGUCGAUGUUGAUGAUAACGAUAUUGCCAUCGAUUGUAAAGAAGAAACGAAAACUACGAGUACGAUACCAUAAUUUACUUUAAAUCGACUGGUUCCUAUUUUUACGCUGUAAAUUUUAUUCGCUCUGUUGAUCGAGCAUCUAGGUGUAAUUUUUAUACGUUUUUUAAGAAUUUUAUUUUAUUUUUGUGAUAUUUGUAAUACAUAAUAGGUAUAUAGGUACUUGCUUAUGUCAAGCGUUAGAUUUAAUCUAAUAGUUUUGAAUUCUGAUGUACUCGUAUUGUACAGUAAUUUAUUUUUAUAAGAAACAGAGUUUUGUGUAUUUAGAUUUUCUCAUUUUUUUACUACUAAUGGUUUAUACGUACUCCUCGUACGUCUUUUAUUAGCGAUUUGGUACCUAUUUAGAUGUAGGUAAAUUUCUAAAAAAUAAUUUCUCAUAAGUGUUUACCAGAUACCUCUUUAUGUUUACAAAUUUCAUGGAAAAUUUUUACAAUAUUGAUACAUUUUUUUCCCA
Molecule: messenger RNA, 2298 nt
Organism: Planococcus citri (citrus mealybug)
Lineage: Eukaryota; Metazoa; Arthropoda; Insecta; Hemiptera; Pseudococcidae
Product: heme transporter FLVCR2-like
Exons: 8
Coding region: 475-1860 (461 amino acids)
Biological process (GO): transmembrane transport; heme export
Cellular component (GO): membrane
Molecular function (GO): heme transmembrane transporter activity; heme binding
Source: RefSeq, a predicted model, not a curated record